Molecule: messenger RNA, 1775 nt
Organism: Moneuplotes crassus
Lineage: Eukaryota; Ciliophora; Spirotrichea; Euplotida; Euplotidae
Source: the annotation of a GenBank genome assembly
UAAAAUGUCAGAAGGAAGGAAUACUUGCCCACGAUUAUAUAUGAACCAGUUUGAAUCAUCGAUAAGUGCAAAGAGUUCUUAUGCCCAGCACCUUCAUUCAUAUGAAGAGAGUAGAAUGACUAAGGCUGAAGAUAAGACAAAUAGCAGGUACACAAAUCAGAUUCAGUUUUGGCUUUCCUGCCUUGGAUAUGCAGUUGGCUACGGAAAUAUCUGGAGAUUCCCCUAUAUGCUAUAUAAGAACGGGGGAGGUGUCUUCUUAGUUCCAUACGCCAUCUGUGUGGUCAUAAUAGUCCUUCCAUUAAGCUACCUGGAGAUCUCAUAUGGACAAAUUUUUAGAAGGGCUAUUCACCGAUAUUAUGACCUCAUACAUCCCAGGCUUAUUGGGCUGAGCUUUGGAAUCAGCUCGAUAAUCUUCUUCAUAGCAGUGUAUUAUAUGUGCCUUGUUGCAUGGUGCUUCACCUUUUUGCUCUAUUCCUUCCAAGAUCCCUUGCCUUGGGCUCCAAAGGAAGGAGAAUCAGCUCAUGAAGCACUCACUUCGGAUGGGUACUUUGUAAAGGAAUUUUUGGGUAAAUCGAAAAGUAUGUUUGAUAUCGAAUCGUAUAACCCAAUGAUUAUGGUCUCCUUUACAGUAGUCUCGUUGAUUACUUAUUUUACUGUUUACAAAGGCCUAGACACGGCUAAAUAUGUAGUAUAUUUAACAGUGCCUUUGCCUUAUUUUCUAUUAACGGUUCUAUUUUUCAAAGGGAUCACAUUAGACGGAUUCACACUUGGGUGGACAUAUCUUUUCAAACCUGACUGGUCGAAGCUCUUUACGUUUGGGAUCUGGGGUGAUGCAGCAAGCCAGGUUCUGUUUUCAUCAGGUUUAGCUCAAAAUACUAUUGUAACUAUUGCAGCUCAUAGGAAUGAUCGGGAUCCCAUGUUCUGGUCUACUGUGCUGAUCCCAAUUAUGAAUUUCUCAACUUCAAUAUUUGCCUCAUUAGCUCUAUUUUCAUUCAUUGGAUAUGCUUCUUAUAGCUCAGGGAUACCUGUAGGAGAAUUACCUGUGAGAGGGAUGGAUCUGACCUUUGUAGCAUAUCCAGCUUUGAUCAAUUCACUUCCAUUUCCACAAAUAUGGAGCAUUAUGUUUUUCAUUAUGCUUACAACUCUGGGACUGAGUUGACAAUACAUGUUCUUACAAUGUAUCAGCCAACUAAUUAUUGGUACUUUGAACAGGACUAAAAGCAUUAGAAUCAACCCAAAAAUCAUAACAAUUUGAGUAGCUCUUGUCAUGUUUAUAGUGGAUAUUGGCCUUUUCUCCUCUAGUGCAGGAUAUUACUGGGUAGAAUAUGUAGAUCAGUACGCGACUGGUAUUAAUUUGGUCCUGUUCUUGUUCUUCCAAUUGGCUACUCUAGUCUACAUCCUACCCCUAUCUAAGCUUGCAAAGAGAGUAUCCAGGUUUGGAGAGAAAUUCCCAAAGAUGUAUUACUUCCCAUUAAGGAUAAUAUGUCCAGGAUUUGCCCUGGUUCUUGCAAUAUCAGCGAUAUGGCAUUAAAUAAAUGAGCCAAUUCAUUCCUCAAUCUUCAUUGACAAAGUUGUGUGCUAUAGCAUAUGCUUGACCCCAAUAGCUAUUACUACAAUUCUAUUCAUCUGGAACCCAUUCGGUCACGAAGUGAGAAAGAAGAGAGCAGAGCAAUGGAUAGAACAGCUUUUAGAAGAUGAAGAAGAGGACAAAAAAGAAGAAGGCAAAGAAGCAGAAAUGAGUGAAAUUAAAUAAAAGUUUCAUUUCAGUUUUCUUU